GCCGUGGGGGUUUGUUUUCUGGGGGCUCCUUCCACAGGUUUUUCUCCCAAAUUUGCCCUAAACUAGGACAAAUAUUUUGCUGCCUAUCUCGUGGCUGGAGAGAGUGGAAAAAACCCCUGUUCUAAUCAUAUUUUGGUUCCAAUUACUUUGUGUUAGUAUGGAGCAGUUACUGGCUAUGUUGUUUGAAUUCAUAGUGUAUUUUAGAGUGGAGGCCUGUAUGUGUUUCUGGUCCCUAGGGUUUUUUGACAUCUUAAUCCCUCUAUGGUCCCUAGGUUUAUUUUUUAAUCCAGGAAUAGCUCCAGUAUUGUCCCUAAUACGUAGUUUUUGCAGUAGAAGGGCACUGACCAGAAUAUCCAUUGAGCUGGGCUUGGGUGUAAUGGCUUCCAGGGGGUUUAUAAAGGUGCUGAGGUCUGUUCCUGGAAUGUAUGGUUCUUGGUUAUGGUUGUACAGCCAGUUUGUUAGAGGGGAAGUAGGGGAUGAGGCUUUUCAGCCUUUGCUUUCCUUCUUCUCCUCUGAAUCUGUUAUCUCCCUAUUAAAGAAGGUUCCGUUUCCCCUGACUGUUAAGGAGACCAUCUUCCUGGUGUUUUAUCUGGUAAGCUUUCUCUAUACAGUCUGCAGUCUCUCUAGAAUGAGGGCUGAGAUUUCUAGAGGGGCUGAAGAGACCCCUGACCCAGGAGUACACCCAGGUGUGAGAAAUCCUGAGUGGUGUGGGAAAUGGGGGGCACGGGAAUUGGCACAUAGACUGUUUUCCCACAUUCAAAUAGAUUUUACUGAUUUGCCUAAAGUAGGAAGUUAUAAACACUUAUUGGUGAUAAUAGAUCACUUGAAUUACUUUGUAGAGGCAUUCCCUACCUCCAGGGCAACUACACCAACAGUAGUAAAAAUACUAUUAGAAGAGAUUAUCCCCCGCUACAGACUAGCAGAAGUAAUAGACUCAGACAGAGGGCCACACUUUGCCUCCAAAAUAAUUAAAGAAGUAGUUACAGCUCUAGGAACAAAGUGGCAAUAUCAUACUCCCUGGUAUCCCCAAAGCUCAUGCAAAGUGGAAAGGGUAAAUGGGAAAAUUAAGAAACAACUAACUAAACUGAUGUAUAAAACACAGUUAUCUUGGGUAAAAUGUUUACCUUUAGCCUUGUUAAAUAUACGAACUCAGCCCAGAAAUGAUAUUGGAAUUUCUCCAUUUGAAAUGCUUUAUGGGAUGCCUUAUGACAUAGAUUCUCCUAUAGAUCACCCUGAAAUAAGUAAUCAACAAAUUAACCAAUAUGUCAUGAAACUUAUGAAGGCUCGGGAAGGGCUUAGAAGAGCUGGGUUACUAGUGCAACAACCUCCUUUAGACCUAGCAAUCCAUAAUAUAAAACCAGGUGAUAAGGUGUUAAUAAAAAACCUAGAAAGAAACCUCACUAACCCCAAAUUGAGAAGCCCCCUGUGUUGUUUUACUCACUACAGAGUAGUGAGAAACUGCAGUCAGAACCGCCGAGAAGGGAUGGACACAUGCAAGCCGAAUAAAGGGACCGAUUCCUGCUGCUGCCGAAGACCCCUGGAGAAUAACCAGCCAACCCAGGGAUCUUAAGGUCACAUUUAAGUGGACUUAAUGGACUCAGUAAGAAUUGUACAAACCAGCUGGUAUAGUGAGCUAUAGGACUAUGGAUAUCCUAUAACUAAUGAUUUUAGAGUAUAUUGUACAAAUAAGGAUUGUGAUUGUUACCCUUUUGUAUGCUAUAUUUGUAAAAUUUGCCAGGAACGGUGGUAGGUCCAUAGUUAUAGAGGCACUCCUCCUGGGGGUAUUUGUAAAGGGUGUUAUCAAUUAGAAAGAGAACUGACAGAGUCAGUCCUAAGGAUUGGAGAAGAGAACGGGACCCUACCAAGAGAAUCCCAAGAGUGGUGAGAGGUGUUUACUAAGGGGGCUAGGCCUGAAAAUUGUUGUUUCCACUCCAAUGAACAAAUUCCCCUAAUUGUUCAAAUUAUAAAAGGGAAUUGCCAGAAAACUUUACCUGGGAUUCAGUGUGACUCACUGCAAGUGAAGGAUAAAAACCGGGAAUCAUUCAAAAAGAGGCAACAAAAGCAGAGUAAGGGUCCUCCUGAAGAAUAUCCUUGCUGCCGAGAAGAUGGUACGCCUCACGGCUCGGAGCAACCAAGUCAGCGAGCGAGGCAGAGGGAUAAGAAGCGGUGGAGGAAAGAGCCCUCAAACUGGGACAAUUCAAAGGUGUUUCAAGAACUGCCUCAAGGAUACUGACCUCCCAAGGGUAAAGGCCAAGGACAAUCUGCAAGGAAGAUGAGGAGCCUUCAUUCCUAUGACCACCAAGGGCAGCAAAAAAGACCCCCUAGCACCCAAUUGCACCGGCGCAGAGUGCGUCGACAGAAAAUAAAUCAACCGGAAAAAAAAAAA
Taeniopygia guttata (zebra finch) is the source of this 2386-nucleotide messenger RNA. Lineage: Eukaryota; Metazoa; Chordata; Aves; Passeriformes; Estrildidae. The record is from RefSeq and is a predicted model, not a curated record.